Vombatus ursinus (common wombat) is the source of this 387-nucleotide messenger RNA. RefSeq names its product testis expressed 46 (gene TEX46). Bases 1 to 387 code for a protein of 128 amino acids. NCBI's taxonomy places the organism in Eukaryota, Metazoa, Chordata, Mammalia, Diprotodontia, Vombatidae. The transcript has 2 exons. The record is from RefSeq and is a predicted model, not a curated record.
AUGAUGGAUAUGUCAAACUCCCUAUGGACGGUCGUCAAUUGGCUGCUUAGCUACAAGCCGAUCCUGCUCAUGGUCCUGAUUAUAUUGCUGUUGCUUAGCAACUGGCUGGUCAAGCAAGAAGUCUGGCCAAACAAGGUGAAGCAUGAGACGGAAGUCGACAAGAUGCACGCCUGCUUUGCUGUCCAAGACAAGCUCAUGGAGAGGCUCAUGUUUAACGAGAUGAAGCUGAAAGUGUUGGAGAACCAGAUGUUCAUUGUUUGGAAUAAAAUGAACCGCAGGAAAAGGUCUUGCCGUUACAAGAUCCCUUCCACAGCCAAGUACCACUGCAGGAGAAAUGGCGUCUCCUCUGCCUCGGGCUUCAGCUCCAAUUCCCACGGACCUUGCUGA